AUGAGUAGGCAGCCGAGGCUAAUGAGUAGGUGGCUGCAUCUGAUAAGCAAGUGGUUGGUGAGACAUGAGUUGAAGAGAAAUGUAGCUGAUGAGACUAGAGCUGAGGAUGACGUCAACAAGGGGGAGUCUCCUGCCGAAGCCUCAAAGAUAUUUGAAUGUUUAUUCACCGCUUGCUUAAAGGGUGCUCUUUUGCUUCAAUUUUUAGGAUACUUUGACUUCGGACAUCAAUUGCUGCUAAUAAACCACAACCCGAACUAUGGCUUGUUUCCAUUCUUCAUCGAGCAGGUUAAGGUGAGUGAUCUGCCCCCAGAGGUUGUAGAACUUGCCGUCAUGGAUUUUACAGAGCAUUUCGAGAGUUUGCAGGUGCUUGAUACAGUGAGAUGUGGAGAGUCUAUGAUUUGUAAGCUUGGCAAUUGCGUUGAUAAGAAGUUAAAGAAUCAUUAUAUGUAUACUUUGAAAGAGGUUGAAGAAGACCUCAAAGAGAUUACUGAUGUUUACAUCCAGGAGUCGUUGGACAUGGAAGCAGUUGUGAAGUUGAGGGAUGAGGGCAAGUGGCUAACAGGCACCAACGUGGUCUAUGAGAUUAAUUUACUUCAGGAUGAAGCGCUGAAGAAAGUUAAGAACAUGGCCAGGAGUGCGGGCCUCAAUGUGAAUGAAGUAACGAACUAG
Molecule: messenger RNA, 669 nt
Organism: Prunus armeniaca (apricot)
Lineage: Eukaryota; Viridiplantae; Streptophyta; Magnoliopsida; Rosales; Rosaceae
Source: the annotation of a GenBank genome assembly